GGGGGGAGUACAUCGUCCUUGCCCGGGUAGCUGGUUGUAUGUGCGCCGGGCCGGUGGGAGGCAGUUGGGUGUGUGCUUGUGAGUGCGUUGCGGUGUUGAGUGGAGCGUGGCUGUGUUGUUCCCUCGCUCUCAUCAAUACAGCCUGUCCGAGAAUCAACUCCGCUUCCUUUGUCUUCGAUUCCCUUCCGCAAUCACAGCGAAAUGCCGUCGUGUUGCUUCCGUGUGGAUCUGGACUCCAUAACGACGGACCGCUUUUAACGAAAUGACUUGUCUCGUUACGACUGACGAGAUCGCAGAGAUUUUUGCAUCGGUUGUGCGCGACGUAUGAUGGUAAUGAUGGCGGACCGGCAGAAAGCACCCAUCAGAGUGGGCUUCUACGACAUCGAGAGGACCAUCGGCAAGGGCAACUUCGCGGUGGUGAAGCUGGCGCGACACCGCAUCACCAAGACGGAGGUGGCCAUCAAGAUCAUCGACAAGUCGCAGCUGGACGCCGCGAACCUGCAGAAGGUGCACCGCGAGGUGGACAUCAUGAAGCAGCUCGACCACCCGCACAUCAUCAAGCUGUACCAGGUGAUGGAGACCAAGAACAUGAUCUACAUAGUGUCGGAGUACGCGAGCCAGGGAGAGAUAUUCGACUACAUCGCGCGCUACGGCCGCAUGUCCGAGGGGGCGGCGCGCCGCAAGUUCUGGCAGAUCCUGUCCGCCGUGGAGUACUGCCACAACCGGCGCGUGGUGCACCGCGACCUCAAGGCCGAGAACCUGCUGCUGGACGCCAACAUGAACAUCAAGAUCGCGGACUUCGGCUUCAGCAACUACUACACGCCCGGCGAGCAGCUGGCCACGUGGUGCGGGUCGCCGCCCUACGCCGCGCCCGAGGUCUUCGAGGGCAAGAAGUACACCGGCCCCGAGAUCGACGUGUGGAGCCUGGGCGUGGUGCUGUACGUGCUGGUGUGCGGCGCGCUGCCCUUCGACGGCUCCACGCUGCAGUCGCUGCGGGACCGGGUGCUGUCGGGCCGCUUCCGCAUCCCCUACUUCAUGAGCUCGGACUGCGAGAGCCUGAUCAGGAAGAUGCUGGUGCUGGACCCGGCCAAGCGCUACUCCGUGGACUGCAUCAAGAGGCACCGCUGGAUGGUGGCGGAGGCUCCCCGCCUGCUGCCCAGCACCGGGGAGCAGCUGGGAGGCGCCAGGGCCGAGCCCAACGAGCAGAUCCUGCGCCUCAUGCAGUCCCUGGGCAUCGACGCAGCCAAGACGCGCGAGUCGCUGAAGAGCGGCAGCUACGACCACCACGCCGCCAUCUACUACCUGCUGCUGGAACGCCUGAGGCAGCACCGCACCAGCUUCUCGCUGUCCCAGGACGGCGGCGCGGUGGGCAAGCACUCGCUGGACUCGGUGCAGCGGCGGCGGCCCAGCACCAUCGCCGAGCAGGCCAUGCGCAAGCUGGGCAUGGCGCCGCCCCCGGGGGCGGGCGACCCGGCGCGGCGGGCCAGCGGCGACCCCCGCCUGCCCGCCCCCGCCCCGCCCUUCGCGGACCUGUUCCCCGCGCCGCCGGGCCCCGACUACUGCUGCCGCUACCCGCUGCCGCGCCACGCGCCCGCGCUCGGCGCGCAGUACUCCAGCUCCACGGACGAGGGCGUGGACACGGACGCCGACGACUCGCCGGUGAGCGCGCGGCCCGCCGUGAUGCCCCACCCGCGCCUCGCGUCCUACGCCAGCUCCUCCUCGUCCAGCGGCGUGGGCGGCGCGACGCACAAGAGCCUGAGCCAGCACCUGAGCACGGACAGCAACCUGUCGGCCUUCGAGGGCAGCCUGGAGUACCAGCUGGAGGCGGACCUGGCGGCCAGCCUGCCGUCCUGCUCGUGUCCCUGCGAGGCGCCGGCGCCCGAGGGGGCGGGCCCCAGCCCGGGCCGGCCCCUGCGGCGCCACGCCCCGCCCGCGCACCCGGGCCGCCACGCCACGCGCUCGCCGGUCGACUUCCGCGAGGGCCGGCGCGCCUCCGACGGCCUGGUGGCGCAGCAGGGGGUGCUGGCGGCGGACCGCGCGGGCGUGGUGGCCUUCAACAGCCAGCGCCUGCACGAGACGGGCAAGAUCAAGGGCGUGAUGGAGCUGCACCUGGUGCAGCGCGAGCACCGCGCGCUGCGCAGCCGCUACCAGAGCUGCGCACCCCAGGAGGAGGCGGUGCAGCGCCAGCUGCAGCACUCGCAGUACCAGGGCCUGGGCGGCGAGCCCCUGCAGCAGCAGCUCAUGCAGCACCGCCUGCUGCAGCAGAAGAGGCAGAUCCUGCAGAAGCAGGGCGCCUUCCAGCAGCCCAGCCUGAGCGUGGAGGGCGCGGCGGGGCUGGCGCUCAGCCGCCGCCAGAUGCUGCGGCAGGCGUCCUACAAGCUGGCCCAGCAGACCCAGAUCCUGCCGCCGCUGCCGCACCCCGAGGCCGACCCCUUGGCCUUCCCGACCAUCGCCGAGGACAGCAGCAACGGGCGCGGGCCGGAGGACGAGGCGGAGCAGUGGCGCUCCCUGCCGGGCUCGCUGGCGGCCGCGUGCCAGAUCAGCGAGGCGGGGGCCUCUGCCUCCUGGGGGCCCCGGGUCGCCGGCGGCCUGUGCGAGGGGCUGCUGGCGGGGGGCGCGGCCUGGCAGCAGCCCGUGUACGCCACGGCGCCGGUGGGGCAGCUCGCCUGGAGCCAGGUAGCGCACGAGUGACUGCAUGCGCGUGCCCUCCCGGUCCGCCCCGCGUCAAGUGGAGGAGAGCCUGAAUUGAUAUUCAUUUCCUGCUCCCUCCUUUCAUCCUUCUUAAUCCAAAGUGAGGUCACUCUUGCAUCUGUUCCGACGUCCCUGCCCUUGCCCUUGCCCUCCCACACUAACGCCUUAUCUGUCGUCUUUCUGAUGCAAGGCGUCCCUAUCGCUGCCAUCUGCCUUUGGUGUCACACAGUAGAACUAAGUACCUUUCAGUUUCCCUCGUUUGAAAUGUAGACGCUUAUUAUUUACCACGAGUUUGAACAAAAUGUGACUGUUAAAAAUAUUCUUGUCAGUACUCGCCUUGUAUUUAAGUAGUUGUUUGUUUGUGUUCUUUUUGUUGUUUUACAUAGAAUAUUAUUUUUGUAAAUAUAGUUUUUGUGUUUAUUAUUUAUUUCAUGUACAUAAUUUAUAAAAUAUAUUUACAAUUUGAAAGUUA
This is a messenger RNA of Bacillus rossius redtenbacheri, 3163 nucleotides long. RefSeq names its product serine/threonine-protein kinase SIK2-like. The transcript is spliced from 8 exons. Lineage: Eukaryota; Metazoa; Arthropoda; Insecta; Phasmatodea; Bacillidae. Gene Ontology annotation, molecular function: protein serine/threonine kinase activity; ATP binding. The record is from RefSeq and is a predicted model, not a curated record. Gene Ontology annotation, cellular component: cytoplasm. Bases 325 to 2691 code for a protein of 788 amino acids. Gene Ontology annotation, biological process: intracellular signal transduction; protein phosphorylation.